GGGGAGGAUGAUAACCUGUUUCCUAAACAUCACUGAGUGCUGUUUCCUGCAGUCAGCAGGGGGCGACACUGAGUGACUCUCCACCUGCACCAUGAAAACACUGAGUGCUGCUUAAAGAGACAAGCCUCCGAGCACCAGACAGACCACACUGUGUGUGUGCGUCACAUAGGUUGUAUGAGCUUGCGAAACUUUCAUAAAGGGGAAGUGAUGUGAACUCUGUGAAGAUCAUCAGUGGUCAGUUUCUAAUUCCUCCUGUGUCGUUUCCUCUGCGCUCGUUCAGCACUGAAGUGCCUUGAACAUGGAGAUGACCCACCUGAGGACUUUAUUGCUGCUCACAUGUGGCGUCUCAGGACUCGGUCCGUCAUCAGCCCAGUCUGGGGGGCAGCAAGUGCAAGGAAUCAUGGGAGAAUCUGUCACAUUUCCUGUCCCGGUGUAUAAUAGAGGCUUUCUGUACUACAACGAUCUUGGGGCUGUAGCUGGAGUGUGGAAGGGGACUGGAGAUACUGAGCUGAAGGACAAGUUUAGAGACAGACUGCAGUGGGACAAACAGACUGGACUCUUCACCAUCACUGAGCUGAAACUACAGGAUGAAGGACAGUAUAAAGUGGACGACAGUGAUGGACAGAAGAUCACCACAUUCCAGCUGACAGUGUACAGGCGAGUGUCCAAACCCACAGUGGACACACAGAUCUGCUCAGUAUUGUGUUCAGUGGAGAACGACAGAGAUGUAACCCUGUCCUGGACCAGAGGGAAGGAGAUCCUGAACCAGACCAGAGAGAAGGAAAUCCUGAUCCAGACCAGCAGUCCUCAUCUCAACACCACCCUGUCUCUCCGUCUGGACAUAGAAAGACACCCAGAGACUUACUACUGUGAAGUGAAGAACCCAGUGAGCUCAGAGCGCCUUCGAGUGGACAGUGAGGAGCACUGCGCUCCAACCAAGACCACGCAGGUGAAUUUGAGAUACAUCCCUGUGAUCCCCUCAGCCGCUCUCCUCGUCUUCCCAGGAGUCUUUCUGUUUUACUUCAUCAAACAGAAGCCUGGAGAUGACGAUGGAGAUGAAAUCAAGACACUGGAAUCUACAAGCAGAGGCGAUAGAGGAAAAUGACUGGAACUGAAGAUGAAUGUGUCCAUUGAAGGACUUGAAACACAUCUAAUGAGUUCAAAUCAGUGGUGUUUACAGUAGUCCAAGGCAAACCUCAAGUAAAAACAGACUUUAACUAUAUUUAGUAGAGUUUUCCUGUAAAAUUAUGAAAAAGUGUUCAUGGCAUUCAGAAGUUAUUGUAACCAGCUGUGUUACUGUGUGUUUGGGCAGGAAGAUGUGUUUAUUGUACAUAGCUGAACUGUGGAUAAAUUGAAAACAAAGGGUUCAACCACUAGGGCGAUUUAUGGGGAAAUUAAUGGGUUGACUGUUUGGUGGUGCGUGAGAGAAAGCCUUGUGGGCUCUCAGUAGGCUCGGAAGGCUGGUUUGAAGUACAGGUCCUGGACGAAAAGGGGUUUUCGUACCGAGAGCAUUAUUUCGCUGUGCGCCGGUGUUCAAAGAAACGUUCAAAAUGAACGCUACCUCUGCGUCCUUCUUUGCCCCAUCGAAACCCACAGUGCUGCGGGCCACAUUAUAUUCAGUGCUAAAUUAAAACAAAUAUUGCAGUAAAUCUUAUUACUUACAGCAUUAUCAUAGAUGGAUAUGUCAUAACUGGAUGCCCAUAAUUAAAAUAAAACUUGAAAAAAUGUUCUCUUAAAAAUAUGGCAUCCUAGUGCUGCUGUCGUCCAGCAUCACCCCUUCUUUUACAAAGCACGUGCAGUUGUUUCCACUUUUAAACUCAGCCGC
Molecule: messenger RNA, 1825 nt
Organism: Scleropages formosus (Asian bonytongue)
Lineage: Eukaryota; Metazoa; Chordata; Actinopteri; Osteoglossiformes; Osteoglossidae
Product: SLAM family member 5-like
Exons: 5
Coding region: 299-1105 (268 amino acids)
Cellular component (GO): membrane
Source: RefSeq, a predicted model, not a curated record